AUGGUCUUUUCUACAUUUGUCAAGCAUGCAAAAGCACAUUCGGCUUCAAAACCGCAGUUCUUCGAAAGCUCGUACCCCUACCUUAAGAACUACAAUGCACUAGUGAACUUUGAGACGUUUUUCCAGAAGACUGCCUUUGGGAAUGGAGGCCCACAUCCCUCGUCCACGUCGGACCAUUUCUUCGGCAUAGAUAACGGACACUAUGGACUCUACUAUACUAUGUUCAACCAUGAAGGAGAUAAAAAGAAAAUAUACCCUGUCAACUACGAAGACAGAGAACUCCAACAGCACUCAAGGAACAUAGAUGAUCAGAUCUCGCAAGAGCAGUGGGAAACGUUUUUCAUUCUGAAAGUUGCUAGAGAAACACUUGACAACGUAAAGAGCAUACAGCUGAUAAGCAAGAAGUUUUUAUCGCCUGUGCAUAGCCCAGUCAAACCUUCACAAUUCAUCUACCCAAAAAGGUAUUUCACUAGUGCUGCUAUAAAUGCCAGGAAACAUGAUGAACUUAGACAGGAGUCCAAAUUGCCUGUCAUAGAAGAACCUACUGCAGUCCUCGAGGAAGAAAUCUCUACCAAAGAGCCGGCAGUGCAAGAAAUAGACACAUUCGAAAGUGACCUUCUUUCAUCACAAAUCACUCUGAUUAUCAACCAUUCUAAGAGUUCCAACAUAGAAAACUUGAACGAAAUAUACCCCAUUUACCAGAGUUUGAGAAGAAAUGACCUUGAACUCCCUAGCAUAGAGUUGUACAACACUGUACUCUCGUCCAUCCUUCAUAGAGCCUGUGACAAUGACUCCGCUUCAUCUUUGGCUCAAAUCGAAUCUAGAUUGACGAACUUAUUAACAGUUUACCAAGAUGUAAUAAACUCCUCUACAGUCAAGCCCACGGCAGAGACAUACAGUAUCGUUCUUAAUGGUUUGAUUAGAGGAUGUAAACAGACAAUAGAUAUAUGUGGAAACGUCAGCAUGCCACAACACAUCACAAAACAGGCAUUCUCGAAGAGUGAGGAGUUUUUGAAGGUUACGACUGAUUUGUUCUUAUGCAUUAAACAAAAACAAGAAGAACUUGACUUGGUUAGUUUUGUCAUAUGCUUAAAUGUACACAGUAAUCUUGUGAGCCUUGAGCUUUUCAACAAGAUCGACCAGAUGCAUGAGCUUCAACAGGAAGACAGCAGUUUAUAUUAUGCUGGGAUUCUUAACUUAGUUCCCUACUGCAACAUUCAAGACAAGAGACAAUCGUUUAAUCUAAUUCAAGAAUUGUAUUCAAGCUACAAGAAUUCUGUUAAACCUGGCAAAAUUGCAGCCGAAUUUAUCAUCUAUUCAAGCUUAGUCCAGAGUUUAGUGAAAACAAACAAUUUAGCGUAUGCCACUAAAUUUGUUGAUGAAAUUAUGAAUGAUUACAAGCAUAGCAAGGCUGCCGUGUCACCUGCCUCAAAGAGUGACAUUUCACUUUUGUUAUCCACCUACUUGAAGUCACUUUCAGAUGUAGAUUUACCAAGAGCGUUCGAUUGUUUAGAGAAAUUUAACAAGGUUCCCUUCAUACCUGAAUUCUCUAUUGAUUUAUACAAUGAGAUCAUUAAUAAGUUUAUUUGGCAAUACAAGGAAACGUCGAAUCCUACAAUUUAUGAUAUUAUUUGGAAAUUGCACUCUUAUGUUGCGAUCAGAAAGGAUUACCAUGACGUACAAACCAAAUCUGAUUACGAAACUGUGUUGAAUACUAAUCAUAUCCACUACCCUGUCGUCAGAGACUCAUUACUCUCAAUAAGUAUUGACUUAGGUGAUCAUGAAAAAUGCUUCCUUUUGAUCAAGGAAAUCCUUCUCAAGAAUCAUAUGAUCAAAGAUUUCAAUAUUUUCCGUAAGUUGUUGUCUUACUUACAUAAUGGAUCUUACUAUGAGACGGGUAAGAUGAAUUCGUAUUAUUUUGAAUUAAUGUGGAACUUUAUCGAAACUCAAUCCAAGCACUAUUCCAAAGAUUCUUCAUCUCUCAAUUAUUUCCUUAGUGGUGUUGUUCAAUUCCUUACUAGUAAAUUAGAAAACGAUGACAAAGCCAUGAAAAUGAUCUUAAAUAGUGAGUUUGUUGCCAAGUCCUUUCAAAGAUUCAGAUUGGAAACUGAUAAUAUAUACGGCCUUAUGAACGUCUCCAGAGAUUUGAUGAAGAUGGAAAACUUGCAAAAGAGCGAUAUCCAGAAAAUUAUCCAACUUCAAUCCUAUCUUAUCAACGAACUUGAGGACACUGAAAAUUAUUACUUAGAACUUUCAGAUGAAAUUAAGGAGUUCACGCUACAAUUGAAGAGGGUUUUUGUGAUGUCUAUUGAAAAGAAUUUCAAAGAUUUAGAUUUCUCGAAGGAUAUCCUUGAGGCUUGUAAAAUUUUGAAUGUGGAGUCUCCAAUUAAUUUACCAUCAUCUAUUGAUCAGUUAUCGAAGGAUUAUAAGAUUGAUCUUUCAUAUAUCUUGAACAUCAAUUAUGAAGUUGGAUCCGAACAAUUUGUUCAAUAUUUUCAGAAAGGAUAUAAAUUCAAUUUUGAAACCUGGAGAAUAAUCAUUAACAGUACUUUUACUAGUGACGUUUUACAAUUCAACGAUGAUGUUAAAAUUUCUCAAUUUAUUGAAAGGAUCUAUUUACUGUCACUAGAAUUAAACCAACUUGAUGAACUCUUAGUACAAUUAGUUGAAUUGAAUAAUGAAAGGAUUAAUAUUGCAUUUUUAAAGGUUUUGAUGAAUAGUGACGCGAAUAUUGAUAGGCCAUUAACCUCAUUGUUGAAAUUCUGGAGAGUCAGUGGAAUAGAAAACUUGUACUUGAAAGAUUUGAUUAUUGAAAAUUUUGAAAACAAGCUCUUGGUGAAGACAGCUAACAAGAAUUUGGUUUUGAAUGAAUAUUUGAAGUCAUUAACGGCCCAUAAAGAAUUUGAAAAGAUUUUGGAAUUCGACGUUAAAGAGCUUAAUCAUUCUGAGACAGUGGACUUAUCAAUUAUUGAAUCCGUCUUGAAUGCUCACCUUGAGUUGAAGGAGUUCGUGACAUUUGAUAAAUUAUUCCGCAAAAUUUUCGCUUCCAAAAGUUUAUCAAUGAACAGUCAAAUAAAAUCUAUGAUGAAUGACUUAUUGAUUAAGUAUUUCACGAACAAGGGAUCAUAUCAAAUAGUGAUGAAGAAAUUUGGCGAUGCCAACUUGAAGCCAACUUACGCAAGAGAGCUUAUUUUUUUUAAUCAAUUUAUGAAUUCCGUUGAUUCAAAUGAACAGCAGCAACACUACGCAAUUAACUUGUCUCAUGACUUAACGAUGAAGGAGUUGACUUACAAGUUGAUUUCGUGCAAGAAAUUAGGAGAAAUGAACGACUUGUAUAACUCAAACGUGAAAGUGCUCAGGCGCAAUAGAGACGAAGUAAUACUCGAAGCCUUUGAUAGCUUUGUUAGGGCAGGUACCAUAUUGAAAUCACAAGAACAGAGUAUUCACACACGUUUUCAAACAUUUUUAAGUUUCCUUAAAUUAAUCAAGUUCACAAAAUUAAAUUCAGAGCACUUAGUUAAAGUGAUACAAUUCUAUUCAGCGAUAGACAAACAAGAUCUUAUUAAUAUCUUGAUGAAUAAAAUUGCGUAUCCAACAAAAGCUGGUACUUACAACAUCUCGCCUAUGUUGGAUUAUUACUUUUUCGAGAUCCCAUUAUACAACUCUACAAGAGUUGAGCUCUCCAAUAUUUUCAGAGAAUUUCACAGAGUAUUUGACAAAAUAAAGGAUCUUGCUAAUGUUGAAAUUGUCAAUGAUCUUUGCCUGCAGUAUAAGAUUGCGUUAAAAGAGCCAAUGACUAUAAACUAG
Molecule: messenger RNA, 3807 nt
Organism: Dujonia railenensis
Lineage: Eukaryota; Fungi; Ascomycota; Pichiomycetes; Serinales; Debaryomycetaceae
Source: the annotation of a GenBank genome assembly